Messenger RNA from Papilio xuthus (Asian swallowtail), 4791 nucleotides. RefSeq names its product mediator complex subunit skuld (gene skd). Gene Ontology annotation, biological process: positive regulation of transcription by RNA polymerase II. Gene Ontology annotation, molecular function: transcription coactivator activity. Bases 176 to 4621 code for a protein of 1481 amino acids. Gene Ontology annotation, cellular component: mediator complex. The record is from RefSeq and is a predicted model, not a curated record. The transcript is spliced from 21 exons. NCBI's taxonomy places the organism in Eukaryota, Metazoa, Arthropoda, Insecta, Lepidoptera, Papilionidae.
CUGUGAGCAGCACUGUCGGCUUGGGUUGUUGUUUCCUAUCCGCCAUUUUCCAGUCGCCAUUGAAAGGUGAAAACUUCACUAAAUGUCGGUGAUGAUUUUAAGAUUUUGAGUGGUUUCUUUAAUAUUAGAUCCGUUUUUAGUGUUGUGAAAUGAAAAUGAAGUGCCCUGGACUACCAUGACGCAUCAAAAUCACCAAACAAACGGUGCUAGCCUCGAGGAUUGCCACACAAACUUCUUCGCCUUGACGGAGCUGUAUGGCAUAAAAUGGCGUAAGCUGGUAUGGCAGCGAGAGUGCGGCGGGGGCGGGGGCAAAGGAGAGGAGGGCGCGGCGCCGCUAGGCGAUCCCGUGAUCAGCAGCUACGCGCGCUGCCUGGCUGGCGACAUCCUGUGCGUGUGGCGGCGCGUGCCCUCGCAACAGUCGCCCGAUCUGUACGACAUGCCCGUCCCGCCGCCUCUCUCGCUGCGCGCCGCCAAGGAGCUCUGGAUCUUCUGGUACGGCGAGGAGCCCGACCUCAGCGGUCUCGUCGCGCCAGAGCUCAUCGCCAGCCAAGGCGACCACGGCUCAUGGGAGAGUGGACUGUCCUACGAGUGCCGAUCCCUGCUCUUCAAGGCUUUGCAUAACCUCAUCGAAAGAUGCUUGUUAUCGCGAGACUUUGUGAGGCUGGGAAAGUGGUUUGUCCAACCUUACGAUGGCGACGAAGAGGACGUCGGUAAAAGCCCGUGGCAUCUGUCGUUCUCGUUCGCGUUCUUCCUGCACGGCGAGAGCACGGUGUGCGCGUCAGUGGACGUGCGCCAACACCCUCCAGUGCGCACGCUCACCGCCAAGCGGCUGGCUCGCCUCGCGCGACUCGCCGCCGACGACGCGCCACGCGACGCUCGACCUGACACCGCCCAACAUGCCAACGUGAUCUUAGCGCCGUUCGGUCUGGAGGGUCGUGUGACGGGACGCGAGUGGAGCGACGGCGACGCGGCCACCGCGCGACUACUGGACGCCUGGCGACAGCUCUACCCGCUCGAGCACGGCUGCGGCGCAGUAGAGGUGGAGUGCGGCGGCGUGCGCAUGCGCUACCCGCUGCCGUACGCGCUGCUGACGGAGAUGGAGGCGCCGGCCCCCGCGCCCCCGCCCGCCGCCGCCGCGCUCGCCGGCCGCACCCUGCGCGCCCUCACCACGCCGCACCCGCACCAGACGGCGGAACUGUGUUACGGCGAGGCGGUGGGCGACAAGAGCGAGGACUUCGCGGAUCCGACGCGCAAGACGCCCUGCUCCUGCGCAAAGUCGGGCGGUGUCGUGGGGGCGUGCUCGCCGGGCAGCUGCGGCGGCGCCUCGCCCGCGCCCGCUGUCUCCGCGCCCUCCUCCGCCGGCGCCCCGCCCCCCUCGCCACACCUCACCGCGCUGCCCGCGCACCAGACGGGCGGCGCAGUGCCGACGACGCUGCACACGCCGGCGCCCACGCCCGACCCGCACGCCCCGCCCACGCCUGCGCCGCCCUCCGCGCCGCCGCACAAGCCCUACACACAGGGCGACUCGCCAGGGUUCGCGGGUUGCGGGAGCGGCGGCGGAGGUGGUGGCGGGGGCGUGUCCGGGAGCGGCGCGAUACCUGGAGGCGGGGCGGCGGGCGCGGCGCCGGAGCUGGUGCGCCGGCCCGCGCUGCCGCCCGCCGAGCAGCGCCUGGACCCCCUCGAGGAUGAGCACUCGCUGCACAUGCUCUAUGACUACACCACCGUGCACGCAUGGCUGGAGCACCCAGUGAAGCGAUUCAAGACGGAGACGCGGGAGUGGAGCGAGGAGCUGGCGCUGGGCGCGCGCGGCGGCGACCUGUACGCCGGCCACGCCCACACCCCGCCGCCCGCGCCGCACCCCGCGCGCUCCAUGCGCCCGCAGCGCCCCCACCACGCCCACCUCGCACCCCUCGCCGCAGACGUCAAGCAAGAGCGCCUUGACGAGGACAGCAAGGAGUACAAGAACCUGUUCACAUCGGACGGGCUGUGCCCCACGCUCAAGGACCUCGACCAGAUCUUCGACAACUCGGACGACGCGGCCAGCGGUGAUGAAACGGCUGCCGCUGACGCCAAGCCCGCACACGACCACUUGCGCCUUAAUCUUCUCGAGUACAGUGACGGAGGCGCGGCUGCAGCGAGCGCGCUGCGUGAGGCGGCGGUGGGCGGGCCGGCGGCGGGAGCGGGUGCGGGUGCUGUCAGUGGUGGCGGCGCGCAUUGCGCAGUACAUCGUUGGCCGUUUAUCGGCGCGCGCGCCCCGCGCUCCUCCCGUGACGUCGUCAGAUUAAUGCGUCGACUUCGGCCCUUGCUACAAGACGCCAUCCAGAAGCGAUGUUGCGGCGCCCGUAUGUGGGACGGUGUCACCGGUCCCCUUACGUGGCGGCAGUUCCACCGGCUGGCGGGGCGCGGCAACGAGGAUCUGUGUGAGCCACAGCCAGUUCCGCCGCUGCUGGUCGGCCAUGACCGAGAUUGGAUCUCCCUGUCGCCCUAUGCCUUGCGCCACUGGGAGAGGCUUUCAUUAGAGCCCUACUCGUACGCGCGCGACGUCGCCUACGUCGCGCUAGCGCCGGACGGCGAGGCGCUCACCGACCCGCUCCGAGCGUUCUUUCGCGAGCUUUCCACGGCGUAUGAGGCGUGCCGCCUGGGCAGGCAUCAGCCGAUCGCGAGGAUAGCGCGAGACGGCAUCGUGCGAACGGUGGCGGGCGAGCGUUGCGACACCGAUGAGUGGGCCGGCGAGUUGCCGCCGGGCCGGCUCGGCGAGUACAUCAGGGCGUAUGCGGACACGCUGCGAGAGCUCACCUCUCAACUGUCGUCAAUGAACAUCGAACGCGUGCUCUUCGAGGGGGAGAAGGGAAACAAUAUGCGGCCACCGGCGGCGCCCGAGCAGCCGGGCACGCCCGGGGAGCCGGGUGAGGCCGGCGAGGUGCCACCCGGCGGCAGCGCCAGUGCGCCCGUUUGGGAGGAGGACGAGGCGGGCCCGCCGGCGCUAGUGUUGUACCUCGUGGAGCCGCCGGCCGCGCACGCGCACCGAGCGCUCGCCCUUCACGCCUUGUUGAGGCUCGCUGCACAGGCCCAUCACCAUCUGCAACAUCACAAUCCAUACAUUAAGAUUAUUUCACUGGAGGGCGUGUACGAGUGCUGGGCGGGGCGGGGCGCGUGGGGUGCGGGGCGCGGCGGCGGCGCAGAAUUGCGCACGCUGGCAUUCAGCGUGUUCUGCGGCGCGCGCCGGCUGCUUCAGCACCAACCCAACGGCAAGUCGCUCACAGGCUUCGGCACCGCCGCCAACGCAAAUCUCUUCCUCAAUAACAAAGACGAGAAGAACCGCGCAGCGUACCGGCUGUUUACGCCGGCGUGGGUGCUGGCUCCGCCGCGUGCGCUGCGCGAGGUGGCCGAGACGUGGGGUACGGCGUGCGGCGAGCAGUGCUCUGUGCUGUUCGUGGCGUAUUGCCUGUCGCACGACCAGCGCUGGCUGCUGGCCGCGGCCACAGACGCGCGCGGGGAGCUGCUCGACACCGCCGCCAUCAACAUACACGUGCCCGCCAGGUCGCGACGGCGGCGUUCGGCGCCCGCGCGGCGGCUGGGCCUCACCAAGCUGAUGGACUUCACGCUGGGCGUGAUGUCGCAGGCCGCGCAGCCCUGGCGGCUCGUCGUCGGCCGCGUCGGGCGCAUCGGGCACGGCGAGCUCAAAGGUUGGAGCUACCUGCUGUCGCGCAAGAACCUGGUGCGCGCGUCGAGCGUGCUGCGCGAGAUCUGCGGCAGCUGCGCGACGCUGUAUCCGGGCGGCGCGCCCUGCGUGCUGUCCGCCUGCCUCGUGUCCACGGAGCCCGAUCCCUGCCUGCGCCUCAUGGCGGACCGCUUCACGCCCGACGAGCGCUUCUCCCAGGCCUCCAUACAGUCGCACCUGCACACGCCGCGUGACGUCACCGCCACGCACAUACUGGUCUUCCCCACCUCCGCUAAAACACAGUCGAAUCAGAUGCCGUUCGAGCAGCCGAUGGCGAACGGCGAGGACAACGACAUCUUCAUGGGCGUAGACAUGGGAGACGAGGACAUCGGCGAGGACAACAUGGCCGACCUGAUCAUCAACGACAUGUUCACCAACAUGUGGGCGCAGAGCAGCCCGCGCGCCUCGCCGCGUCGCCACGACGACGACGCCGCCGGCAGCCGCGAGGGCAGCCCCGCACGACGCGCGGCCCUCGGGCCCGGCUCCUACCGCCAGGCCGACGACCACCAGCCGGAGCAGGUGGGCACGAUCCUCCAGCAGCCGCUAGCGCUGGGCUACCUGGUUUCGACGGCGCCGCUGGGCGCCAUGCCCGCCUGGUGGUGGGCGGGCUGCGCGCACCUGCGCGACUCCUGCCCCGCCUUUCUCAAGAACGCGCUGCACCUGCAUUCCGGCAGCGCGCAGACCUCCGACGACUUCACAUCUCUGAUGCAGCGCCGCGACAACAACUCGCAUCCCCUCGACUCGCAGACCACUACCGACGUGCUCAGGUACGUGCUGGAGGGGUACAACGCGUUGUCGUGGCUGACGCUGGACGGCAGCACGCACGACCGCCUGUCCUGCCUGCCGCUGCACGUGCAGGCGCUGAUGCAGCUCUACCACACGGCCGCGGCGCUGGGCUAGACCCACUCCGCCGCCACCACCUCACCACCACAUCACCACAUCUUAACUUAUUAGCUAGAUGAAUGAAAAGGUCCGCCUUGCAGUUCAUAUUUUUGUACGACUCCCCGAUAAGAAUAUACCAUUGAAUCGGUUCCGCGAUUAAUAUCGUGACUUCUGGGGAAUUUGAAUAA